AUGACGUUGUGAGUUGAGGGACUUGUUCCAUGUCUUCGCCGUCUGCAUGUUCCCCAAUCGACCCCCCCUCAGUGAUCGUCUCAUCCCCUGUCUCGUCAUUCUUGCCGGUCACUCUUGUAGCAGAGGUCUGUUCAAGUCUCAACGAUGCGUCGCUUCAAAGUACCCGAGAUGUCGCCCUAUGCGGCAUACCUUGUCUCCAAAUCCUACAACGAGCUGCGGCCUUCAUGAAGAAUUCUGAAUCAACCCGCGCUCGGCCUGGGUACGAGGUGAAACUGGACAUUCAACAUCACCACAUGGCUCUAGAGGCCCUUUUCCUUCUCGCCGAAGAAAACAUCAACGCCGUCCCAUUUCAUUCGGUUCAGGGCAAGUGGUUACGGCUCUACGUCGAUGUCUCAUUGUUACAGUCCCUGCUCGACCUCGUCGAUGGACCUCCCGAGGGCGAGGACUAUCGUGCUCACUGGAGGCGAGCGAUCAAACGGCUCGACUUGGCCAUUAUCGUCGGCGGAGCUGUAGGACAACAUCGGCGACGAUGGAUUCUCUCCCUCAUCACCUGUAUUCAGAACGGCGGUUAUCCUCGUCAUCAUUCACCCGAGCAACAUCCUUUACGAUCAUCUUCGAAAAGACGCCGGUCAAUGGAGAGAAGUGACCGUCUCAACAUUGCCAGCCGGAGCAUCCCAGUCUUGCCGAAUCCUCCCACCAUCGACGAGUAUCUCAACCAACACUACUCCCAACCGUUCAUUAUCAGGGGAUACGCAGCGAGUUACUCGGCAGUGACGAAUUGGAGCUCGGCGGAAUAUCUCCUGGACGCUGUCGGGGAGGGUCGUUAUGUGCCCGUGGAAGUGGGAGAAGCGUACGAUGCAGAGGGUUGGGGACAAAAAAUCAUUCCUUUUAGGGACUUCCUAUCAAGCGCCGGCUUUGACGUUUCACCCGAGUCGGAUGAGAUGAAUGAGGAACUAGGUGUUCAGCCUCUGUACCUCGCUCAACACUCCUUGUUCAACCAAUUUCCCGCUCUCGAAAAAGACUUUCUGGUCCCCGAGUAUGUCUGGUCGGGGCCGGCCACGCCCAGCGAUGCGCCCGAUUAUCGACCACCCAUCACAGAUGAUGGGGUUAUCAUCAAUGUCUGGAUAGGAAACGGAGGGAAAGGGGUCGUGAGCCCGGCGCACACCGAUCCGUACUAUAACUGCUACCUGCAAGUCUUAGGUCGAAAAUGUGUAUGGCUCGCUCCCCCCUGCGUCGCUCCGCACAUGUACUGUCAUGCUGAAUCUGGUGAUGAGGACACCAUCGCUUCAAAAUACAUGCACAACACGUCGACCGUGCCAAUUUUCCGCCGAGACGAAACGUCCACAACUGAACUGCGUCAGAGGUUUCCAGACUUCUUCGAGCGUGUUGUACCACUCAGUCAUGAGGCCAUUCUCAACCCCGGUGAUUUGCUGGUAUUCGGUCCGGGAUGGUGGCACGCAAUGAGGGGUGAGGGAGACGGACCCGGAUGGAGUAUCUCGAUGUGGUAUUGAGAAGACGUCUAGAAUGUCCAGUGACUUCCUGGUCAGGGUACGCUUUAUAAGGGAGCUGGAGACUGCUAGGCAGAUCUCGAGUAUCGAGCCUUCUAGCGAGGACGUUAAGAUGCAGGUCCCUUACUGCACUCGUAUCACUUCCAUACCCAUGUUACUGUCAAACACCCACGAUAGCUAUCUGUAUUUGAUACGACCCUGUCACCUUCACAUGACAUCAUUGUGUCAGACAUAGAAGAAGAAUGCAUCAAGAGUACAAUAUUG
This is a messenger RNA of Tremella mesenterica DSM 1558, 1772 nucleotides long. RefSeq lists its product as uncharacterized. Bases 30 to 1511 code for a protein of 493 amino acids. Lineage: Eukaryota; Fungi; Basidiomycota; Tremellomycetes; Tremellales; Tremellaceae. The transcript has 3 exons. Gene Ontology annotation, molecular function: 2-oxoglutarate-dependent dioxygenase activity. The record is from RefSeq and is a predicted model, not a curated record.